This is a messenger RNA of Fukomys damarensis (Damara mole-rat), 1788 nucleotides long. It is a transcript of the gene E2f6, whose product is annotated as E2F transcription factor 6. Gene Ontology annotation, molecular function: DNA-binding transcription factor activity, RNA polymerase II-specific; protein dimerization activity; RNA polymerase II cis-regulatory region sequence-specific DNA binding. The record is from RefSeq and is a predicted model, not a curated record. Lineage: Eukaryota; Metazoa; Chordata; Mammalia; Rodentia; Bathyergidae. The transcript is spliced from 7 exons. Gene Ontology annotation, cellular component: RNA polymerase II transcription regulator complex. Gene Ontology annotation, biological process: regulation of transcription by RNA polymerase II. The coding region runs from base 68 to 721 and encodes 217 amino acids.
GUUCAUAGAGGCAGUGCUGCCAUCGAAGAUCAGGAUUAAUUUAGAAGAUAACGUGCAGUAUGUGUCCAUGAGAAAAGCUCUAAAAGUGAAGAGGCCGCGUUUUGACGUAUCGCUGGUGUAUUUAACCCGGAGAUUCAUGGAUCUGGUCAGAUCCGCUCCGGGGGGCAUCCUGGACUUAAACAGGGUGGCAACCAAGCUGGGUGUGCGCAAGCGCAGGGUGUAUGACAUCACCAACGUCUUGGACGGCAUCGCCCUGGUCGAGAAGAAAUCCAAGAACCACAUCCGGUGGAUAGGAUCCGACCUGAACAGCUUUGCAGCCAUGCCCCAGCAGAAGCAGCUGCAGCAGGAGCUGUCCGACCUAUCCGCAAUGGAAGAUGCUUUGGAUGAGUUGAUUAAGGAUUGUGCUCAGCAGCUGUUCGAGUUAACAGAUGACAAAGAGAAUGAAAGGCUGGCCUACGUCACGUACCAGGACAUCCACAGCAUCCGGGCCUUCCACGAGCAGAUUGUCAUCGCGGUGAAGGCCCCAGAGGAGACGAGGCUGGACGUCCCCGCGCCCAGAGAGGACUCCAUCACUGUGCACAUCCGGAGCACCAAGGGGCCCAUCGACGUGUACCUGUGCGAGGUGGAGCAGAGCCGCCCGGCUGCAAGCACGCGCCCUGCACGCCCCGACAAAGAGGAGCCGCCACAGCAGAGGGAAGAGAUGCUGGGGGUGAGCAACUGACACCGCCAGAGCCGCCACCAGCCAGGGUGCAGUCACAGCGUCCAGCAGCGGCGACCCCUACAGGGCGGCGGAGAAGAACUUCGUCCCUCCCCUCCUUGUGGUGGCAGUUGGCCAGGAGUGCUUCGAGUGGCUCCCGCCUUAGGCGCCCGGACGGCGUCAUCUGCUCAGACGAUGCUCUGUCCCCACUCGCUGUCCUGCGGGAGACGCAGGGAACAGCAGGCAGGCAGGGCCUCCCGCCUCCUGUCACAGACACAGGAGCAGUUGCCUUACCUGGGUCACGCCGGCAGCUCACAGGUGCACGGGCCUGUGCAGUGUCUGUACUUACCUGUAUCAUGUUUAGCUUCCUGUGAAACACGUCCCGUGACCCCUGCACCUUGUACAAGAUCAUGGCCUGUGGACAGUGGCCUCGGGCGCCGAGUCCUCGGUUCUCUAAUUUAUUAGACUCCUGGGCCAGGAGAGAGGAGAGCUCUCUGCCCGUGCAAGGACCACAGUGCGCAGUGUUGCCUGCAGCUCCCAGCGUGGUCAGGGAUCGUGCCGUCCGCGGGGUCCCCAGGAUAGGUGUGGGCCACAGCCAGAAGUGCUGUCCGUGACGAUGACUCAGUCACGGUGUUGUCGGAGCUGGGCUCAGCUUCCUGCAGGUAGGCGUCGUCAGGAGUUCCUGUGUGGCCUUCCCCUCUGUUGGGGCUCUUGUCCCCCCACCCCGGCGCUGGUCCCCUCCAAGCACCUCACGCUCUACCUCAGCGGUAAGUCAUUUACCACCCCGUGCCUCAGUUUACUCAGUAGUUACCAUUAGACUGUGAGCUCCUUAGGGGCUGUUGUCACUGUCACCUCCCAGCGCCUUGCAUCCCGCCUGUCCCGUCUGAAGUGAACGGUGAAAGUGGCAGAUGAGUAUGGGGCGGGUGAAGUCCAGCUCAUCUCUCGGGCAGGAUUCCUGUGAGCAUCAUGGAUUCAUAUGUUCAGCCUCUCACUUUCAGAGAAAGGUUUGACCGUGUAUAGAAAGUUUUAAAAUAAAGCUCUAAAACUACCAGGUUGUGUAGAAUUAGCGAAGGAAAAGCUGCAGGGGGCGC